Messenger RNA from Truncatella angustata, 1462 nucleotides. Its product is annotated as Alpha/Beta hydrolase protein. The transcript is spliced from 3 exons. Lineage: Eukaryota; Fungi; Ascomycota; Sordariomycetes; Amphisphaeriales; Sporocadaceae. Gene Ontology annotation, biological process: protein demethylation. The coding region runs from base 94 to 1296 and encodes 400 amino acids. The record is from RefSeq and is a predicted model, not a curated record. Gene Ontology annotation, molecular function: protein methylesterase activity.
GUUGCUAAGGCAUUCCAUCGGAUCGCUUGGCUGGUUGGGCUAUAACGACUAUAAAUCCUCCGACUCUGAGUGACCGCUCCGUCAUUCAUAGCAAUGAGCGACCUCCAGAGAGCUUGGGCGAAAUCCAGGCUCAGUGCUGGCGUGAGUCCAGAUGCAUUUGAUGAACGGGAGGAGCAGGACAGCUACAUCGGGGACCUGCCUGAAAUACCCAUCGAAGACGAUUCCUCGUCAGCAUCUUCUGCGUCGUCUACAGGCACUAUAAUACCCUCGCCAAGCAGAAACUUGUUCGCACGACCAGAAGGCAGUGUACCAAGAGGGCGUGCAUUGACCCAGAUACCCUGGACUACGUACUUUGAGAGGGAACUAUUUCUCAAAAGCCCCGGGGAUAAUGCGUCCAGUCUAACGCUGCACGCAUACCUAAGUUCGCCGGUGGGCAAGGGGCCACUGUUUGUCAUGCAUCACGGCGCAGGCUCAUCCGGACUGUCCUUUGCGGUGGUCGGUUCUGAGAUCCGAAAGCGGCUACCGACAGCUGGCAUCCUCUCUCACGACGCACGAGGCCAUGGUGAGACCACUGCGCCCGGUGGUGAGCUCGAUUUGAGUCUUACUACUUUAUCCAAUGACUUAUUGGCUGUGAUUAUCAAAACCAAGGCGGAGAUGAAGUGGCAGGAGCUCCCGUCAAUCAUCCUCGUCGGCCACUCACUCGGUGGUGCAGUGGUGACGGAAUUGGCCAAGUCAGGCGAACUCGGAAAUUCGCUGCUUGGAUAUGCAGUGCUCGAUGUAGUAGAAGGUUCGGCUAUAGAUGCACUGCAGAGUAUGCAGACAUAUUUGUCUACACGGCCUACCGGGUUUGUUAGCCUCGAGGCCGGUAUAGAAUGGCACGUAAGGUCAAGGACAGUUCGCAAUGCGGUGUCGGCCCGCACAAGUGUGCCAGCACUGUUAACGCAUUCAACCAAAGAAGGAGAUCCGAGGCCAUGGAGAUGGAGAACGGAUCUCGCAAGCACACAGCCGUUUUGGGAGAAUUGGUUCGUGGGUCUAAGCAAGAAAUUCCUCAGCGCACGAGGUGGAAAAUUACUACUACUUGCCGGGACAGAUAGGCUGGACACGGAGCUGACAAUUGGCCAAAUGCAAGGCAAAUACAAUCUGCAAGUGUUUCCCGAAGCUGGUCACUUCAUCCACGAGGAUCUUCCCGAGAAGACAGCAAUUUCGCUGGUAGAUUUCCACAAGCGCAACGACAGAAGCGCACUCGUAUUGCCCCCAAAGGUUUCCGAUCUUUUGAAGCAGGGCAAGAGAGUGUAGACUGAAUAGACACCGUCUUCCCAACAACGAUGGAGGGGCUAAACUGCAUGACGUCCACGUCUGGUUCCCCAGGCCAAUGGUGGGCACAAAACGGACCUGCUUCAUUCUGCCUGCAUUGUUUGCCCAGACAGCAAACGGAAAGCCUUUUUAUUUCGUUCGUCUUUUC